Messenger RNA from Saccoglossus kowalevskii, 996 nucleotides. RefSeq lists its product as uncharacterized. Gene Ontology annotation, cellular component: nucleus. Gene Ontology annotation, biological process: protein ubiquitination. NCBI's taxonomy places the organism in Eukaryota, Metazoa, Hemichordata, Enteropneusta, Harrimaniidae. The record is from RefSeq and is a predicted model, not a curated record. Gene Ontology annotation, molecular function: ubiquitin-protein transferase activity.
AUGACGUUGCUGAUACUUGAUGUUAACAUGAUACUAGAUACUGUAUUAUUCAUAUGUGCCUGGAUGACUUUUAUUAUGCUGUACCUGCAGUAUCAAAAAGAGCAACGUGAGAAAGGAGACAGCAUGGUUGACGAUGACACCUCGUUGUCUAAGCAGGAGCUUAUCUUCCAAGACACAAGUCUUUUUGCCUGCUUGGGUUUUUCUCAUGACGAAGUGACGAACUUUACAUCAUUCACCGAUCGCUUUUCAAGUUUUGAUGGCGUCGCAUCGGCAAUAAAGCGAGCAGGUCUUCACACUAGUCAUCUUAUUGUUGGGAUUGAUUUCACCGCCAGCAACGAAUGGCAAGGGAGGAAGGUCUUUGGAAAUAAAUCGCUUCAUCAUGUCUCUGGAAAUAAGAUUGUAAAUCCUUAUCAGAAAGUUAUUGCAAUAAUCGGAGGAACUUUGGAAAAAUUUGACAGCGAUAACCUGAUUCCGGUGUAUGGAUUCGGAGAUACGGAAAGUAAAAAUGUGAGUAUCUUCCCAGUGAAAAAAGAUUGGACUCAGUGUCGAGGAUUUGGUGAAGUUCUUCGCUGCUACAAUGAAAUAGUUCCAAACAUUAAACUCAGUGGACCAACCAGUUUCGCGCCAGUGAUAAACAAAGCUAUAGAGCAUGUCCGAAACACUAAUUUGUAUCACAUACUUUUGAUAAUCACAGAUGGACAGCUGAAAAAUGAUAAAUCAACGGUGGAGGCGAUCGUUGAAGCAUCCAACUAUGCAUUGAGCAUCAUACUCGUCGGUGUUGGCGACGGCCCCUGGGGUACUAUGCGGCAAUAUGACGACAUGCUUCCAAAACGGAAAUUUGACAAUUUUCAGUUUGUUGAUUUUCAUAAAGUGUGCGCUAAAUCGAAAUAUGCUGAGCCAGCAUUUGCCUUGCAUGCAUUGAUGGAGGUUCCAGACCAGUAUAAAGCAAUAUGUGAACUAGGCUAUCUAAAUGUGCCUAAAGAUAAAUACAUCUAA